AUGAAAUAUACUACAAAGUGGAACAAGUCAUUUUUGAGUGGAAUGAAGGGGACUGGGAAAUGGACUGUCCAGCAGGCCGCGGAGCUUUCGGUAGCUGCUCCCACGAUUGCAGCCUCGUUGGAUUGUCGGUAUUUGAGCGGGUUGAAGAAAGAGCGAGAGGUGGCCGCGGAGGUGUUGAGGGAAGCGGGUUUGAAGGAGGAGGUUGGGGCAGUGAGGAGUGGGAUUGAUAAGAAGAGGUUGAUUGAUGAUGUGAGGCAGGCUUUGUAUGCUUCCAAGAUUUGUAGCUAUGAACUUGUUGAGAGCAAAGAGUCUCUUCCACAGUCGGCAAAAGAAUUUCGUAAGUCCUUCUUCCCUCGUAAGGACCUCAAGAAGUUGUUGGAUCUACCCGUUCAGAGGCGGAGAGCUCCUUUGUUGCUCAACUACAUCCUGACUUACAAGUCAGUUCUUCCCGAUACCCCGAAGAAGAAGAGCAAGUCUUCUCAUUUCGCCACAACUCCACCAGCAACUUCAUCAUCUCGGCCAGAUCAGGGAUCAACCUCCGAUCUAGCUGAGCAGCCAUCAACCUCGGCUCCAUAUGUGAUCCCUCCAUCUCAAUGCAAAUGCCAACGCCGAACCGCAAUCGCCGCCGAGAUGGGUUGCAAGAAAGUAGUUGCUGACAAUCUUCUGGCCGACAUCCCGGAUGUUGGCACCGCACAACCAGCACAAUCCCAGCCUCAACCAAAGCCGAAACCAAAAAGGCUAAAAAAAGUUGAACCCAAGACAACGGUGACUCAGAUCGACACUGAGGACACCUUGCUGAUCUCCAAGAUUGCUGAGGCAGAAAAAAGUGCCUCUGCCGUCGAAAAAAGGCCCGCCGAGGCCGCGCCAUCCGAAUCAACCAGGUCAAAGAGACCGAGGUCUAAAUCGGCCACAACCUCGGGUUCUCUGAAAUCCAAUGCCCCCUGGGCUUCCCCCAUUACCAUUGAGGACAAGUCGGUUAGAGCUAGCGACAGUGUUGAUGACAUUGAAGCGAUCCAGCAUGGCCACUCCUUCGCGAUGCAAGCUUUUAACAUUAAAAAGGAGUUGGUCCACAAGACAAAGGAGGCUGUCAACUUGUCCAAGUCCCUCAACAAGGUCGAGGGCAAAAUGAAGGCCUUGACAAAUCGGGCCGAGGCAACCAAGAAGGCCCAGGACGAGGCCGAGGAAAAGGCUGACGUUGCAGAGGCCAUUGCCAAGGUCCUUGCGGCCGAAAAGAAAGAGGCCGAGGCAAAGGCAAAGAUGGUUGAGGCCCAAAAAGAACUUCAAGAAGGCCUGGCCACAAAAGAGGACGAGAUCAAAGCGGCUGACGAGAAGGCGUACGCCGAGGGGGCAGCCGAUGUCAAAGAAGACUACAAGAGACAAGUCAGACAGACAUGCAACAAGGGCUAUACCCUUGGUUGGAUGGCUGCUCUGAAGGCGUUGGCUAUCCCCGAGGAUUCCCCGCUCAGAAAUGCUAAUAGCUUUGUCCUGCCAUUCCCCCCUACUCCAAGCCAAUCCAAAGAUGAUUCUGAAUCCGAGAAAGAAGCUUUGGAUGAGGAGGGUGAGGUCUCAAAGGAUGCCUCCUCCCAUAAGACAAACUCCGAGGUGCUUAUCGCCGAGAAGAGCCUCGAUCAAACUUUACAGGAGAUCGAUGUUGAGCUCGAGGCUGAGAAUGUUGCUGAUAAGUCUUCCCAACUGUCUUUUGGGGCCGAGGAACAAUCCAUAGCUGACGCCGAGUAG
This is a messenger RNA of Camellia sinensis, 1737 nucleotides long. NCBI's taxonomy places the organism in Eukaryota, Viridiplantae, Streptophyta, Magnoliopsida, Ericales, Theaceae. The record is from RefSeq and is a predicted model, not a curated record.